This is a messenger RNA of Penicillium mononematosum, 624 nucleotides long. RefSeq lists its product as uncharacterized. The coding region runs from base 1 to 624 and encodes 207 amino acids. The transcript has a single exon. Lineage: Eukaryota; Fungi; Ascomycota; Eurotiomycetes; Eurotiales; Aspergillaceae. The record is from RefSeq and is a predicted model, not a curated record.
AUGCGAAAGACCGCCAAGCCUCUACCUCCGAAGGUAUUCCGACUUGUUGGGCUAUUUGCACUAGUGGGCGUGAUCCUGAGCAUCGUCGGCGCAACAAAAACCUCCAAUAUUGCCCAUGGCCUUGUCACCACAGAAUCGAAGGUUGGGCUCAUCUUCUAUCUCAUUGCCUGGACCGGCGUGUUCGGACUUUUCUUCCUGAUUUUGAAACGAACUCAAAGUAUUGAGGACGGAGAACACCGCCUCCUCCUGGCUGUUGGAGUCUCUCUCCCCUUGAUCUUCGUGCGAUUAAUCUACUCUUUCAUCUACACCUUUGGUCAAAAGACCGAAUUCAAUAUGCUGUCAGGAAAUGUCACAAUCCAGCUUGUGAUGUCUAUCCUAGAGGAGAUUUUCGUUGUUCUUCUGUGCCUGGGUAUCGGCCUUACACUUCAAGUACGACCCGCCGCGGAGUACACGCAACAAUUCAGUGCCUCCAGCGAAGAAGAGAAUUCAUUGGAGUUGGAGAGUGGCCAUCUACAGGGCCGAACCCGUGAAAAGCUACGAGCCAAAAGACCAAAGCAUCGGGGUGGUCCCGUUACGAGACUCGUAAUGUUUAUUGUGGGUGAGGUCAAUGACCGGAGGCAAUGA